AAUUAAAAUUAAGAAGGUCGUCUAGAAAUCCAAAGGAAAAAAAAGGAAAAGAAGAGUUAGGAAGGAGUGAAAGAUAUCCGUCUCCACUGUCCACCUCUCCGGUGUUAUGAAUCCACCGGGGUGGCGUUGAGAGCCUUCACAAAACCCUUGCUUUCCUGUAUACGACUCUCUCCCUUCUCUCUCAUCUGCGUCUAGGGCAACCAUGGCCCACGGUGGCUACGGCAAGCGCAGGGUGAACCCGGCAGCGCGCCGAUCGAAGGCUUUAGCUGUUGAGAAGAAGCCCAAGUCCGUCUCCCUCAAGAACCAGAUUCGAUCCGCUGAGCGCAUGCUUCGCAAGAAUUUGCCUGCUGAAGUGAGGGAGGUUCAAGAGAAGAAAUUGGAAGGACUUAGAAAACAGCAAGAAAUUCAUUCUCGUUUGGCUGUUGAGCGCAAAAUAUUCUUGCGGGAUAGGAAGAUCAAAUUUUUUGAGAGGAGAAAAAUUGAAAGAAGAAUUAGACGCCUUGAAAAACUGCAACGUGCUCCAUCUGGUCAGUCGCAAGAUUCGGAUAUUGCAGAUCAAUUGUCUAAGUUGAAGGAGGAUCUUGAAUAUGUCAGGGUAAUCUCAAAAAAACCUUUUCCUAAAAAUAUAUGUGCGAGUUUGUAUCUUUGA
Messenger RNA from Cucurbita pepo subsp. pepo (vegetable marrow), 649 nucleotides. The record is from RefSeq and is a predicted model, not a curated record. NCBI's taxonomy places the organism in Eukaryota, Viridiplantae, Streptophyta, Magnoliopsida, Cucurbitales, Cucurbitaceae.